Pochonia chlamydosporia 170 is the source of this 381-nucleotide messenger RNA. RefSeq lists its product as hypothetical. The coding region runs from base 1 to 381 and encodes 126 amino acids. The transcript is spliced from 2 exons. NCBI's taxonomy places the organism in Eukaryota, Fungi, Ascomycota, Sordariomycetes, Hypocreales, Clavicipitaceae. The record is from RefSeq and is a predicted model, not a curated record.
AUGGCCGGAGUUAGAGACAACAUACAAGUCUGUAUGCACGAUUCUAGCAGCUGCUCAACUGGGGAAAAGCCUCACAGCGUACUGUGCUCAAGUCGCAAGAACACAUGUAUAAUCUCGAGUAGUGUGCCACCAGACUCAACAUCUGUUGGUCAACUAGCCCACUGCCACGGACAAGAGUUGAAUAUCAGACAGCAAUUGUACCAGUACACAAAGUUUUUACAAGUUGCGUCAUUUCUUACUCAUGCUUCUCAACAAUUGGUAUAUCAACGACAAACUCACAACCUUCCUACGUCAAGGCUAGCCAUGUUAGAACGGUCCAUGAAUCUAAUGGUUACUCAGGCACAUGCUUUACCUUGUUCAGUCUAUAGGCCAGAUCAGUGA